Messenger RNA from Neopelma chrysocephalum (saffron-crested tyrant-manakin), 2278 nucleotides. RefSeq names its product dipeptidyl peptidase 7 (gene DPP7). The coding region runs from base 74 to 1570 and encodes 498 amino acids. Gene Ontology annotation, cellular component: vesicle. Gene Ontology annotation, molecular function: serine-type exopeptidase activity; dipeptidyl-peptidase activity. Gene Ontology annotation, biological process: proteolysis. NCBI's taxonomy places the organism in Eukaryota, Metazoa, Chordata, Aves, Passeriformes, Pipridae. The record is from RefSeq and is a predicted model, not a curated record. The transcript is spliced from 13 exons.
AGCACGUGACGCUAAGGCCUGGUCACGUGCUCGGUGGCCGCGCGGGAGCGCUCGCGGUGCGGGUGCCGUGAGGAUGCUUCGGUCGCUGCUGCUCCCGCUCCUGCUCCUGCUUCUGCUCCUGCUUCUGCUCCCACCCGCCAGCGCCGCUCCUGCUGCCCGGGCGGUGUGGCCCGGCCUGGAGGAGCGGCUCUAUCCGCAGGUGCGGGACCACUUCAGCUUCGAGACCCGAGGCAACGAGACCUUCCCACAGCGGUACCUGGUGUCGGCAAAGUUCUGGAAGAAAGGAUUUGGGCCCAUCUUUUUUUAUACUGGCAAUGAAGGUGACAUCUGGACUUUUGCUCAGAACUCUGACUUUAUAUUUGAAUUAGCAGAGGAACAGCAAGCACUUGUCAUUUUUGCUGAACAUAGGUACUAUGGAAAGUCUCUUCCGUUCGGACUUGAGUCAACACAGCUGAAGAAGACUGCUCUGCUCACUGUGGAACAAGCCCUUGCUGACUAUGCAGUGCUCAUUACUGAGCUUAAGCAGCAGUUUGGUGCUGCAAACUGCCCUGUCAUUGCUUUUGGAGGCAGCUAUGGAGGAAUGCUGAGUGCUUACCUGAGGAUGAAAUACCCAAACAUUGUGGCUGGAGCACUAGCUGCCAGUGCUCCUCUGCUGUCUGUAGCUGGGCUUGGAGACCCCACCCAGUUCUUUAGAGAUGUCACCAUGGAUUUUCAGAAGUCCAGCCUAGGCUGCGUCACAGCUGUCCGCAAGGCCUUCCAGCAGAUCAAGGACCUGUGCCUGAGUGGAGCCUAUGAUGAGAUCAGCAGCAAAAUGGCCACAUGCAGUAAGAUCUCUAACAAAGAGGAUGUUUACCAGCUGUUUGGGUUUGCUAGAAAUGCCUUCACCAUGAUGGCCAUGAUGAACUACCCUUACAAGACUGACUUCAUGGGUCACCUCCCUGCCAGUCCAGUGAAGGUCGGCUGUGAACAAAUUCUUGCCCACAGAGACCCAAUUCAAGGCUUGGCUGCUCUUGUUGGGGUGUUUUACAACUCUUCCGGCUUGGCACCAUGUUACGACAUAUACCAGCUGUACCGGUCCUGUGCUGACCCCACGGGCUGUGGCAUCGGCUUGGAUGCGGAGGCUUGGGACUACCAGGUUUGCACCGAGAUCAACUUAACUUUCAACAGCAACAAUGUGACAGACAUGUUCCCCGAGAUGCCCUUCACAGAGGCCAUGCGGGAGCAGUACUGUUGGAACAAGUGGCACGUGAGGCCACGAGCACACUGGUUGCAGACAAACUUUUGGGGAGGAGACCUGAGAAGUGCAAGCAACAUCAUUUUUUCAAAUGGAGACUUGGACCCGUGGGCUGGAGGUGGGAUAAACAGUAGCCUCAGCCCUUCACUGAUUGCACUGACCGUUAAAGGAGGUGCCCAUCACCUUGAUCUCCGGGGACGCAACCCAGCUGACCCGCCAUCGGUCACAGAAGUGCGCAGGCUGGAAGCCAAGAUCAUUGACGGCUGGGUGAAAUCUGCGGGCAAGGAGUGGGCAUGGGAGCAGCACGUGGGAGCUGCAGCGGGCAGCCAGCUGUGAGCCCUCCAUCCCCACAGCCCCCAGGCAGUGCAGGCUCUGAGCCCCUCCAUCCCCACAGUCCCCUGGGUGGUGCAGCUGCUCCAGGACACAGCAGCCUGCUGAGCUGGGUCCAGGCUGGGUGGGACACUGUUCUCUCCUCUGCCAUGAUGGUGGAAUUUCCCCUUUCCAAAGUGUCCCACCUGCACCUCAUUGAGCAUCAAAAGAAAAGCAAAAGGCCAAAUCACUGACUUGCAACCAAAACCACACUGUUUGGAGUCCAUGCUUGCCUGCUUGGAAUGAGCUGUUACAAGGGGUAGGAAUAAGAAAAGCUUGCCUGGAAGGCCCAAGAACUAUCACAGCUCUAAACAAGAUGAUUGCAUGAGGCACCUUAAGCUUGAAGCUAAAUUAUUUUUAGAGAAAAAGUAUUAGAAGGCUAAUGGAAAAGCAGAGGUAUGGUCAUGACUGACACAGGGGGCUCCACUGGUGACCAGUUAUGUAAAACAGACUGUCAGCCUCAGCCAGGGCUAUGGGUUUGGGGUAUUUUGGUUUUAACUUGCCCAGGAGAUUCCAGUUGCUGAGAUGAAGACUUACACAAAGUAAUCCUGGUGUGCAAUGCUGCCACUCAAGGGCUGUGUAUUAGUGACCAGUAAAGCACACUUCCACUGAGACAUUUUCAGAGCUUUUUAAAACAAAUUACAAGUUUAUUAAAGUGUGUGAUAUCAAAGUUUA